Molecule: messenger RNA, 1311 nt
Organism: Geodia barretti
Lineage: Eukaryota; Metazoa; Porifera; Demospongiae; Tetractinellida; Geodiidae
Source: the annotation of a GenBank genome assembly
AUGGCCGACAGCGGCGAGCCCCCGCAGAUCACAGCGCUUCGUACGAAUCUCACUUCCAUCACUGACACGGUGACGGUCGGAGGCAAUCUACAAUGGUUUGCCAACCGCCUCGUGGAGAGAGAGUUCAUUCCCAGGAGAGUGGCACAAGAAAUACUCGACGUUACCGGAGCCACGCCCGCAAAAAAGGCUGGCCAGCUCAUGGACAGCGUGUUUGCUGUAUUGCGAAUUACAAAUGAGAAGAGACGCUGGUUUGACGAGUUCGUCUCAAUUUUUUCUACCGACAAAGCGUACGCUGAGCUUGUGGCAAAAUUAAAACAUCACUUCAACGACAAAGGAGCUGAACAACAUCUUCCCAACCAGCCAGCGGACUCGCUGCCAGCGACCAACUCAAAUUUGCGACCUGCUGGGGUGCUUACUUCUCAGCCUACUGCUUCUUCUCCACUCCCUACAAAACCGUUAUUGCAUUCAUUAACCAAUAGCUUUAUGCAGUGGUUCGAUUUCACCUCCACUCCAGAAGGUGAGAGUAGUGAGGUUACUCCUGCUCCCCCCACUCCACCAGCCACUCCACCAGCCACUGGUUCCGAGGAGUCUCCUGCCCCACCAUCCUCCACCACAUCCUCUUCACCUCCCGUCCCACCUCCACCCUCCCCUCAUCACUCUUCAUUCUGGAGUCUGGAGCAAGUCAAAGUCUCCUUGGAAAACCUUGAAGAGAUGUUUGGCAACCUACACGCAGAUGCUGAUACAGAGCUUAGUGAAAAAGAAACGCAAGAUGAAAUGUUUUUUAAAAGGUUUCGUAGUCGGCUUCUACUCCUGCCUGUCCGCAAAGCGACCCUCCAUGUAAAGUUUUUCACUGCCAAUGAAGACGAGAUUCUGGGUUCCAAAAAUAGUACAAAAAUUCUAGCCAUUCUCUGCCGUUUUGUCGAUUACCGUAACUUCGAGAUUCUAUAUUACGUCGUCCUAAAAUUCUGCGGCACUUCACUUCAACAAAGCAUGAAAGAUUAUUGCAAAAUGCUCGAAGAAUUUGAAACUGCAACAACAGUAGAUGUGUACCUCAAUGCCAUUCCUAAUGAAGCAGAUGAAGAACUGCUCAAUGGUUUCUCUGAAAUGGUCGUGAAGAUUGACAAGCCUGAAUCGCAGUGCACUCUGCUCGAAGUCCGAAAGCUGAACAAAGCUAUAAUCAAGGAGUCAACUCUCUGCUCUCACAGCGUCUACAUUGGAGCAGUGUCCAGAAACUGUGUGGUGGUUAGGUUUAGGUUUCCUUCCAGUGCAGUGGGCUGGGUGCUAGCAGCCAUCACUCCAGACUUCAUGACC